Ictalurus punctatus (channel catfish) is the source of this 9804-nucleotide messenger RNA. It is a transcript of the gene fndc1, whose product is annotated as fibronectin type III domain containing 1. The transcript is spliced from 22 exons. Bases 82 to 5094 code for a protein of 1670 amino acids. Gene Ontology annotation, molecular function: protein binding. Lineage: Eukaryota; Metazoa; Chordata; Actinopteri; Siluriformes; Ictaluridae. The record is from RefSeq and is a predicted model, not a curated record.
GUGCCAUAAGGUAGGGAGCGGCUCCCCGCCUCUUCUCGCGCUCUCCGGAGCGGCGCGCGAGCUGCACCACUUCUGUUCGCUAUGUGUCCACCGGCAGCACGCGCGCUCCCUGCGCUCCUGCUCGCGCUCUGCUCCCUCAGCCCGAUGCUCACAGCAUUUAAACCACUCCAUCCACGAAAUGUGAAGCUAACGUCAGUGGAGAAGGGAUUAAGGGUGACAUGGGACCCACCUAAUGAGUUGGACGGUCGGCCAGUGGAUCGAUACAGUAUCGGCUACGGCAAGUCUAUGAGGUCUCUGCGCUUCAUCAAGGUGGACAAGGACCGCCGCUCCGAGGUACUAGAGGACGUAGAGCCUGGAGUCCUGCACUUCCUCAAGAUCAAUUCUGAGAAUGAGGAGGGAAUGAGUAAACCAGUCUACAGAGCAGAAACUCCAGGAGGUGGAGAGUGGGUAAAACUGGAUGGCUUUGCAGUCGAAGGUGGAUCUUCUGCAAACGCUUCCUCACCAGGUAGGAGGUCAUCUGAGCUCUCCUCUCAGAUAAGCCCUCGCCCUACAGUUCAGAGACCGACACUUUUACGACAGAGGGCCCCACAAUCCUCCUCAGGCCCUGAGGCUCCACGCAGAGGAGGAUACCUGCCCAUACGCUCUCAAAACAAACAUAGGGUGGAUCUCAGUCAGCCCCAGGCAGACCAACGCAAUGCUAACAAACCCAAACUUGCAUCUGAGUCCAUCCAUGUGAUAUCACUGCAGGCACAGAAAGCACCACAGAGGAACAUACCAGUAAGCAAGACAGAAAACCCUCCUCCAGAGCGAGAUGUAGUGGAGGACGUGGAAGACAUCACAGUGAGGAUUCUGUCUCCCCAGUCUGUUGUAAUCACAUGGGUGGAUCCACUUGUCCAGAAACAGAAAGGUAUCCCUGAAGGCACCAGGCAAUACACUGUCAGAUAUAGAGAGAAGGGAGAGUCUGCUCGGUGGGAAUAUAAGGAGACCUCACAGAGGCGGCUCGUGAUUGAGAAGCUCUCUGCCGAUGGAAUGUAUGAAUUUUCUGUUCGAAUCACUCAGGGAGACCAACAUGGAAAAUGGAGUGUAUCUGUAUUCCAAAGGACUCCUGAAUCAGCUCCCUCUGGCCCUCCUGAGAACUUUGAGGUGCGACCACUUAGAGGGAAAGGUACAGCGGUGACUGCAACAUGGGAUCCACCUGAUGAGCCCAAUGGUAAAAUCAGAGAAUAUAUCCUGUCCUAUGCUCCAGCCCUGAAACCCUUUGGAGCAAAGUCGGUAACAUAUCGUGGCACUACUACCUCAGCCACCAUAGAUGGACUGACACCUGGUGAUCGCUACAUCUUCAGAAUUCGAGCAGCUAACAGGAAGGGGCAAGGACCACAGUCUAAAACCUUGAGUGUUGCAAUGCCGGGAACCAGCACUACUGCCUCACGGCAUUCCACUCAGUCCAAGAGCCCCUCCAGAACAUCUGAAUAUGAUGACUCACAGGAUCAGGAUACAGAAGACACAGAGGAAUCGCAAACCCAUACCACUACUUCUCCACCCACGAACAAGAAAUUCCGUCCCCUUUCUCAAACACGGUCUUAUCACAGCAUUUUUUCAUCUGUAAGAGGCUCUGUCCGGAAUUCAGGUUCCAGCUCUAGGACAAGCAUUAGCAGUGACAAAGAAAGAAAUGAAGAAGAAACACCAACAGACACUCCAAAAGAAGAUGAAGCAACAGCAAAUGAAGCUGUUGAGGAUAUACAACCUGAAAAUACUAACAAUGUUCCGUCUAAAACUGGGGAGGAAGAACAACCGAAAGUUUCAGCUGGAGCUAAGGAACCAAGUUCUAUUCUUAGAAGUUCAUUACUAAAGACACAUUCUUCCCCUCCAAUGCCCAAAGAGGGCCAUCACCAAUCUCAGUCGUUGACACCUCGCACGUCGGUUGUCAAUGCCGGCCGUUUAAGACGGCCACCCUUUAGUUCCUCACGGUCAAGGAAUCAGAAAGGAGCAUCUUCCAGUUUACCCAACAGCCAAGACCCUGUAGUCUCAAAGAAAGUCCACACCAUCUUAUAUCCUGAAGACAAGGUCAGUACUACAGCAGCACAAUCAUCCACCCCAUCACCUCAUGAAACCAAGAUGGAAACAGAGAGAGAGUCAUCAUCUUUAUCAUUGUCUUUGCCAUUGUCAUCAGCUGGGACAAGUAGAGUUUCUAACCCAACAAGUCAUUCCAGUAGCUCAGGGACUGGUCCUGUUUAUCCAAAUGGCAGAAGGGUAACUCAAACUAAGGGUCACAGAUAUCAGACAAGUCGACAAAAAACAGCUUUACCUUCGUCUGCUUUAUCACAAGCUUCAACAGGAUCCAGUACUGGCUAUCAGGAUAGCCGCUCAACCAGCAUCGUGGAUACAAAACACGACAAUAAAAAGGAUCACAAAAUAAAGAUUAAAAAUAAUGACGACCCACCUGCCUCUUAUCAAUAUACCACUACUCUUUCCCCUUCAAUCAAAGAAGAGACUACUCAGGACCUUGGUAACAAGAAUUAUAAAGACAAGGCUGUUAACAGUUAUUUGCCUUCAUCUCAGAGUCCUUCUACAGCAAGUCCAGGGCAUAGUUCCUCCCUCUCUAACAGAAAUUCCAGGGUCGUAGUUGGAAGUAGUCAAAGAAAAGAUGGCAGGAUCCCAUGGAGCAGGACUGCUUCUUCUGUAGGUGCAGGGAGGCCAAUUCUGAGAGGAAUGCCAUCCAAUCCAACAGCCACAGGAGGGCAUGUCAGUGGUAAAAACAAAACCUCGCCAACAACCUACACCACAAAGCAUUUGGAUGACUCGAACCUAGCCAAACCCACUGUGAACAGCAGACAACCAGUUUCAAGCAAUGGACAGACAACUUCUAAUGAUCACACUGACAAAGAAGACACAAACCCUAGCAAUGAUCACAAACAUGAUUACCUCUCUGAGGUCAACAAAGAAACUCGUGAGAUCAGCAAUACGAAUUCUGUCCCAACUGCAUCCCCCAAAACAGUUGCCUCGGAUGAUAAAGAGGUUCAACGAUCUGGUAAAACCUCUCAGAACAACUCACCCUAUAUGACUCUCAAUAGACUUGGUUUAGGUUCAAAUGGAAAGGUUCGUUCUGCUCUCCUCGAAAGGUUGCGUGGAAGGUUACAGACAGUACAAAAUACACAGUUGGGCUCUGCUGCUAAACAGAACGCCUCUUCAUCACCCGUUUCAGCUUCUUCAUCCUCUUCUGCCUCCCAGACCAUGGAACACAAAGCUUCACCUUCAGAUCACGGUACAGAUGGUAGCCAAAGUGCUAAUGUUAGAUCAACCAUGGGAUCGGUCUCACGAUCAUCGUUGAAGCAAACUGCUACUGAUCAAAAUUCUGGUGGCGACACACCAACUGAUUUCAAGACCUCCUUAACAGCUCCAGCUAGAAAUCCGGUAGUCAGAUCACGCUAUCCAAGCAGACCUGACAAAAAUUCAAGAGGAAAACCCCCAGUCAGCUUGCACAAACCUAGUUAUGGGCAAGGCAAGAAUGGGCGGCCGAAUCUUACAGCUACAAAUGGCAAAAUUGCAUCUACAUCAGAUGAAAACAAAAAAGCAAAUGGAGUCAAAUAUAUUACAGGCCCCGAUGGAACCAGAUGGGUUGUAGAUCUGGAUAAAGGAGUCCUGAUGAAUGAAGAAGGAAAAGUUUUGCAGGAUUCUAGAGGACGGCCCAGGAAAGUCGUCGUUGGAGAAGAUGGAAAAACUAUUUUCGAUGAGCAGGGUACCCCGUUAGUAAACCAGGAAGGGAUGGCUUUGUUUGGUAAUGGGAGGGACGGUCGGCCUGUGGUUAACCCCAGAGAUAAGUACCUCACUGUUGGAGGGAAGCCAGUGGUGGGCCUGGAUCGUCCUACACCCAGUACUACAACCACAACAACCACAACAACUACACCUACACCUACAACUACAACUACAACUACAACCACCACCACAACCACUGCUGAAUCAACAACAACAGAAAUUACAACUCUGGAGUCCACAACUGAAGCAUUGCCUACCUGCCCCCCUGGAACAUUUCCGAGGCUGGAUAUGAACGGCAUUCCUGUGAUGGAUGUUUAUGGAAUACUGGACUGCUACCCAAGUGAUGAGUUUUUGAUGGAGACCACCAUGUUCCCUACCACCACUCAGGUGCCCACUACCACUCAUACCCCCACUACCGAGUUCCGCUUCUUCAACCACAGCCCAUCCUCUGACUUUGAUGUUGCCGGCAAGAAACGCUUCACAGCUCCAUAUGUGAACUACAUCCAGAAGGAUCCUGGUGCGCCGUGUUCCCUGACUGAGGCUCUAGAAUACCUGCAGGUGGAUGUCCUGGCUGAUCUCAUUGAGAAGGACAGGGGCACAACCAUCCAAAAGCAGCCUCCCAAAUACAAGCCCCAUAACAUCACUGUGAUCGCCAUGGAGGGCUGCCACUCAUUUGUUAUUUUGGACUGGGCCCGUCCAUUGAAGGAUGACAUGGUGUCAGGGUACAUGGUGCAGAGUGCCUCCUAUGAUGAUGUCCUGAACAACAGAUGGUCAUCUACUCUCUCAUCUGGCACCCAUCUAGCUGUGGAGAACCUCAAGCCAAACUCCAGGUAUUACUUCAGAGUUCAAGCAAAGAACGUGUUUGGUCUAGGGCCGAUCAGCGAAACAUUAACUUAUGUUACAGAAUCAGAUAACCCUCUUCUUAUUGAGAGACCUCCAGGUGGCGAGCCUAUUUGGAUUCCUUUUACCUUUAGGUACAACCAUGCCCACAGUUCCUGUAGAGGAAGUCAAUUUGUCAAGCGCACCUGGUACAGGAAGUUUGUAGGUGUGGUCCUGUGCAACUCACUGCGCUACAAGAUCUUUAUGGGAGAUGGACUAAAGGAAACUUUCUACAGUAUUGCUGAUUCUUAUGGCAACGGAGAAGACCACUGUCAGUUUGUAGACUCACAUUUGGAUGGAAGGACAGGAUCACAAACCCUUUCCCUCUACCUACCCCAAGCUCAAGGUUACUAUCGCUCGUAUAGACAAGAGCCUGUAAAUUUCGGGCCCAUAGGCAGGCGUACGCCUCAUCAGUUUGUGGGCUGGUAUGAGUGUGGGGUCCCAAUCCCUGGGAAAUGGUAACAGAGGACAUUCUGAAUGCCAGCUAUCACUGGCAGCUCCAUUUCAUCCUACUACAACCUCUCUGUUUGCCAAGUCCAUAAAUGAACUUUUGCCAACCGCAGCAAGUACAGCCUAAACCAACAUACGGUUUCUGUCAGAGAGGAUAUAAUACUUAAAAUAACAUUUUCUCUAUAACUGUUUCAAUAUAAAGCACUUUUUUUUUUUAAAAGCAGUCUGUAUAUGAGGAAAUACAAGCAUGUGUGCUCAAAUUAUUAACAACAUUAUCAGGAACAUUGUAUCCUGAAUAAUUGCCAGUGACUUUAAUGGCUUUGACGGCUUCUUAUUACUGCUGGUAAUAUUAAGUAGUUUGAUACAAACCAAAAGCCUUACAAUUUUUUAUACAACAAUGAUGUAACAAAUUGUCCGUGAUUAUUUCUUUUGUGAUUUUUAAUAACUUUGCUAUUUGUUUUGUAUUCAUGUCUUCUAUCCUCUUAGCUUGAAUGGCAGUUGGCUUGGAAAUAUUGCCCAUAUUAGGGCAGAUAAAAAGGUAAUUUUAUUUGCUCAGGAAAGGUCAAAUACUGAAUAAAGUUACUAUGUACAUCACUAAAGUUUUAUGUUACACAGACAAAAUAAUGUUAGCAUUUUAAUAUGCGAGGAAAAUAUUACUUUAAAUGAGGGGCGAUUUCACUGAGCGGACCAAAUGAUCUAUCGGACCCCUGAUACUAUUCUACGUCUGCGUGCUCCUGAUCACCUAGCAUCUGACAAUUGCCAGUCGUACUGGCGUGUGUCUUUCGGCUCAUCGCGUGAAAAGAAUUAGCAAGCGGUUUGAACGGGUGAGAGAAAAGUAAGUAAGUUGGUCAUUGUCACAUUGAUGCUCCGGCAAUACUGGACACUGUAUAGUAUAAUUAUAACAUUGUCAUGAUCGUUAACAACACUUUGUUUAACUAACAAUGCGAGUCACUGAUUUCCCUUGUCCACCCAUAUUGUAAGAAGAAUCGUAUAUGGUUAAUUAAUUUGAGAUCAGAAUCCAUUGAUAUUUAGCAGUCAUCUCAAAUGGAUUUCAGAUUUUCGACGGACAACAUUUCUACCACAUCCAGAAACAACAAUUUACUAUCUUUACUGCCGUGCACUUGUGUAGUUUUGGAGCUGAACUGUAUGCUCUUCAUACUACUGUCUGGAAACUAUUAUUAUCUCAAGGACCGGCAGUUCUUUAUUGCAAAAGUCAAACACGUUUGUGUUUUACUUGGCAUUUAGGAAAAAUGUAUCCGGCAGUUCAUACAAAGGGGAAAUCCGAGGUUAACUAGCUCAAUUAUAUCUCUUUUGGACAGCUAUAUUUUUUUUUUUCCAUUGAUUUUAGUGACAGUAAUUGUUUCGUUUAAAGGAUGGACCAUAGCAAACCGGAGCAUAUUUUGCAUUAAUUUCAACUCCAGAAUAAAGACAUGCUCCAGAGGUAGUCUGUUUUUUAUCCCGCUUUGUUUAAACUGGUUGUCUGGGACCAUAUUGCCAUUAUCAAGCACAGCAUGGUUUGGAAUAGUUAACGACAUGGGUUACAUAAUAACGCAUGUGCUGUUUGUCACUACCAAUCAAUCCAUGGAAAUGAAAAAAUACUGGAGAUCACAUCAACAUCCAGUUAUAAGUAAAACAUCACUGUUCAAUACUGAGUGUUGAAGUGUACGGUACAGCAACCUUUGCCUAUGGUUGAGUCUACAAAAUAUCAAUAUUUAAAUGAAAAAAAAAAUAAUUUUAGUGGUUAAAAUGUAAUAAAAUUACGAUUAAGGAAUCCAAACAAUGUUUCCUAAUGCGAUUCAUUUUAAAAUAGAAUUCUGAAGAACUAGGAUUAAACCAUAAUGAUAAAUAGGAUCAAACCUGCUAAUAUCAGCCAUACAAUAUCUCAAAUGAUCUCAGUUCAGAGGAUAAAACUUUGGAAAUAGCUUUGCAGCCAUCCUGCGUAUGGUCAUGUCUCUUGUGGAAAAAACAAACACUAUAUACGUUCUGUGUGACGGAAAAUUCUAAUGUUUGUUCACGAGUUUUGUUGAUCGGAUGAUGAGAUGCACAGAGGAAGCUGGUGAAUCAGUGAAAAGACUAGUUUCUAUCGAUUUCCUCAACAAAAAUCAGUUUGUUUAGGUUUUUUGAACUUGCAUGAAGUUUACAAACACUGAUUAUUAUUAUAUAUAUAUAUAUAUAUAUAUAUAUGUCACUUCAGCCCCCACGAUCAUCUAGACUGUAAUUACCCUGUAAUAUCCACCUAUUACUACAACUGAACUUGAUUCAUUUCAAUCGUCUCUUUAAUAUGGGCGGCUGUGGAUCAGGUGGUAGAGCGGGUCGUCCUCUAAUCGAAGGGUCGGCGGUUAGAUUCCCGGCCCACGUGACUCCACAUGCCGAAGUGUCCUUGGGCGAGACACUGAACCUAAAGUUGUUCCCGAUGGCGAGUUAGCGCCUUGCAUGGCAGCUCUGCUACCCUUGGUGUGAGUGUGUGUGUGUGUGUGUGUGUGAAUGGGUGAAUGAGACACAGUGUAAAGCGCUCUAUAAGUGCGCUAUUUACCAUUAAUAUGUCAACCCCUUGCAUACUCUCUAGCACAGUUGCUAAUGAUUUAUCUGCAUUAAACUUAUCCUCUGUAUAUUUACCAACUCAAGAAUUCUUGGCAAGUCUCAUGAAAAUCAACUAAAAAUAAUGUGUGAAGUGAAUAGCACGUGUAAUGACUAAUAUUCUGAGAUUAAACAUAUGAUAAUGAUAAUGCUGCGUAGUUUUCUUUCAAAGAAAUAUUUUUGAACAUUACAACUACCAACCAGGGAGGGUGAAGGCAAGAGCAUACUUCUUCCAAGACGCAUGAUGCAACCACAUUGUUUUCAAAUUGCUGCUUGUGCUAUGUGACAGGGCAGCAUAUCGCACUCAGAGGACAGUGCUGCCCUCUUCUGCAUACAUGAUCACACAGAUGCCCAUGAUUGGUUAGUGCCACUCUAUUCAACAGGGGAGAGACUACUGCCUAUGAGCAUGGCACCUUUUGCUCUUGUGGACUCCCGACCACUAAUGACUACUAAUGAUGGCAUCAUCAGGAUUCAAAUUUGUGACGAUAGCAUGAGCGCUUUUCUGUUGCACCACCAGGGAAUUUGGAGACACUUGCAGAAGAAUCUUGGUCCACUCUUCCAUGCACUUUUGGAUUUGGUAUGUGGACUUCAAUUCAGACCCUAGGUUUAAAUCCACAGAAAGAAGACAUAGUCAAUGUAAACCACUGAUUUUGUGUCCCUAAAGCCAUUUCUGUGUUGAUUUGGAUGUAUAUCAUAAUCUUGUUGAAGAAUCCAUCUAUAGCCAAGUCUUAACCUUAAGUCUGAGGGAUAAAAUAUCAUGGUACUUAGUAAAAUUCCUCAUGCCAUCAAUCUUCACAAGGACCCCUAGACCACUAACCACAAUACAGCCAAAAAGCUUCAAUAAUCCAUUGUAACAUAUCAAUCAGGUUAUGUCCAAUAACGGAUCGGAUCGUAGAAUAAACAGCGCAAAGGAGCUUGUUUACCAGGAUUUGAAACUUGAUUUAUUCAUUGUAGCCCAGGUUUUGAUUAACAGUACACUCGACUGUAUUUUAUAGCCAUUACCUUCCUGGCAGCCCUUUUUUUCUCAUAGUGAUGAAUGACAAAGGCAUUUAUAUGUGUGUGCAAAUUCAUAUUUAAGUAAAGACAACAGCAGAGUUCCUGGAGACUGAGAAGAAUAUGUUCUAACAAAAGCAAUGUGUUUGUAUUUAUUUUCAAUAUUAUUUAAUGGCAUCAAUCAUUCGAGAGAAAAUACUACUCAUUAAAAGUAGUACUUAUUAAAGUAGUACUUAGAAUCUUUUUCAUUAGAGGAAAACGAAAUAAUUUCUCCAAUUGCUUGUGUGUGUGUGUAAAGUCUGAAUUAUAUUCUGGGUAAUGUUUAUUUUAUGCAGUAAUUUUGUCCACUUUCUAGAGUGGAGGCAGUGAUUCUGGAGUUUAAUGUAUCAUCCAUGUGUCUACCUUUUACUUUACAAAGUCUUGCUCCUGCAUUUUUUUUUCUGAGGUAGUUCGAGGCCUUUUUUAUGCGCCUACACUGAUUUAAUCUUGCCUGGUUGCUGUGUGUUUAUUUGCCGAUUAAGGGUCAAAUUAAACACUUCAGAUAAAGGACACACUACGUUUCUCUGGGAAACUGGGGGCAAGGAUUUAUUCACUAGGUCCAUUUUCUGUUCCAACAUACUGCAUAGCCGAGUCACCUACAAUUCUUCCAGGUAAAAGCAAACAGCUGGGGUACUCAUUGCUUCUUUAUAUCACCAAAGUGUCAAGCAUGUUACAUUCAUUUUAUUUAUAUAUAUUUAUAUAUAAAACUACAUUACAUAAUCACCUUGUCAUUGGUCGCAUAAUGGUAUAUAUUAAGUUAUUGAAUAUAAUUAUUUGUAAUUACGAGUGCAGUCCGGCCUUGUAAACUCAAGCAGGAUCCUAACCGUUUUCCACAUGCUACUUAACUAUGUCUUUUAAAAGUAGGUCAUGCACCAUGCCUGGAAAAUCUUUCCAUUCAUUUUCAUUUUGAGAGGAUUAAAUCAUAGAAAGAAAAUUUCAGGUCAACAGUGAGCGAGGCAAAGCAGAGAAAGAACAAAGAGAUAGACGAAGAGAGUCUGCUUUUUGUUUUUCUCAGAAGGAAAUGCCAAUUGUUUCCAGGCAUUUGUUUGUUUGUUUGUUUGUUUGACAUUUAUUUUACUUGCAUAAUAUAAUUAAACCAUUUGUGCUCCCUGA